Haliotis rubra (blacklip abalone) is the source of this 2563-nucleotide messenger RNA. Its product is annotated as beta-1,4-galactosyltransferase galt-1-like. The coding region runs from base 1003 to 2400 and encodes 465 amino acids. Lineage: Eukaryota; Metazoa; Mollusca; Gastropoda; Lepetellida; Haliotidae. The transcript is spliced from 2 exons. The record is from RefSeq and is a predicted model, not a curated record.
AUGUACCGCACAACAGGCUGUUGUUUGAUAUAAUUUCAAUACAUGGAUCACUGAGCUUGAGAAGGGCAACUGUGUGUUAAGACGUUUAUAUAGCUUUGUGUUUGAUAACAGGCAUAAAGGUUGACAUAUAAUGUUUUGGGUGGGUGCUGCAUGUAAACAGCUCAAACACACCAGUGCACUGCGUCUACACACCCGUAUGCUACACGUCUUGUGUCUUUCUUCGGAAUUAACCAACAAGGUACAGUGUCAAAUAUCGGAUUCAAGUUCAACUGGACGAUGUGACAAUUAGGAGCUUGUACCCAAGAAACUGUGUGUACUAAGUCACCCGCCGUCGUCUUGUGAAAAUAUGCCGAUGAGCAGACGAGAACGAAGAAACUGGAUAUUUGGGAUUUUUUUGUUUACGGUCGUGGUUCUGAAUGUCACGGGGCCAGUUUUUUUAUACUUACAUUCCAGAGGACGGCACAGUAUAGACUAUGACUCUAUCCAGGGUACUAUACUGUCUAAAGCUGAACUCGGCCUCGUUCUCGUUUCCUGACAUCGAGAACAGGGCACAAGGCGCGAUGUCGGAAGUGAAGGGUAAUCCCAAGAAGACGAAUGAAUAUGAUCCUAGAAAGCAACUGAAGGGAGCUCUUGAGAAGAAAGUGAGUCCUAAACCAGUGGGUGGGAAGAGAGCAGUCGUUAAAUCAGAAGUCAAGGGACCUAGAAGUACUGCCAGGGAACUUAGCCAAGGCACACUAAAUGAGAGAGGUCGGGUGCUUGAUAUGAACCGUAAACCCGCAGUUGGGAAGAGAGCAGACGUCAAAUCAGAAGUCAAGGGACUUGGAAAAACUGCCAGGGAACAUAAUACAGGCACACUAAAUGAGAGAGGUCUGGCGCUGAAUUUGAACCGUCAAACCCGCAGUUGGGUAUAAAGCAGACGUAAAAUCAGAAGUCAAGGGACCUGGAAAUACAGCCAGGGAACGUAAUAAAGGUACACUAAAUGAGAGAGGUCGGGCGCUGGAUAUGAACCAUAAACCAGAAGUUGGGAAGAAAGCAGACGUAAAAUCUUUCCGACAGAAACUUCGGGCACCGCAGGUGGAAGCAAUUGAAGAAGCACUGGAAGGACUCCCCGAGGACGACGCUCCUAGAAUAGCUGCCCCGAAGAACAGGGUAGCAGGGAACAUCUUUGAAAGUGAUGUGAAAAAUGAGCAUGUUCAAGAGGAAAAGCGGGAACAUAUAAAAGUUAACCCCCGGAACGACAAACACAGUGAUACUUACGUUUUGCCAGGAACAUUUGAUUACGACAGCGAUUGGUUCCAAACCGAGGUUAACUUGGACGACGACGACAACAACAACGACGUGUAUGCAUUCUCAGCCCAUUACGACGCCAGCGACACAGUUGUGAGGGUCGUCGCUCUAACACCAACGUUCCAGACUGUGCCGGUGUUUUGUAGACUCGAGAACAAUGGACAGGUUCUGUUGUCUGUGGAGGAAGGAAAGGAGGUCAAAAUGAAGGAUCAUCAUGACAGAAGUUAUACAGCUGCCGUCAUUCUGUGCAAAGUCCACAAAGGAGCUCAGCCAGCGAGAUUGGCAGUCCUACAAGAUAAAAGCCAAACCCCAACAAAAUACAUGAAAGUCAAUUACCCAAAGAAAGAGCACCACGCCUUCAGUGUUUGUGUGACUCCUUUCAGCCCUGUUUAUUGGGAUGCGCACGAGCUUGUUCAAAACACCGAGCUUGGGAUUAUACUGGGGGCAGAACAUUUUACAUUUUACGUCCAGUCGGCAUCAGGACCCGUCCCGAACUACCUGGAAAAAUAUCAGGGGAGGGGUGUGGCAGAGGUGUUACCUUGGUCCCCUCUUAUUGAUGAGGUUCACGCAUAUGGCCAAAUCGCCGCAAUACAGGACUGUCUUUUCCGGAACAAAGCCACCUCCGAUUAUAUACUUUUUCAAGACAUCAAUGAAAUAUUUAUGCCUCUUAAACAUAAAUCCUGGAAAGACCUUAUCGAAGCUAAAUUAAAACACAAACCAAAAGUAGCUGCCAUUGUCUUUCUAAAGAGUUUCUUUCCUUUGGUUGAUGCCAAAGAUUUAGCAGGAAUAGAGGAAUAUUAUAUUCCUUUAGUUAAAAAGUACAAACUAUAUGUUUUGUCCAAUCCUUGGCGAGAAUCCAAAGUGUGGGACGUGAGGAUGCGAUCUAAAUUUAUUGUUAUUCCAAACAGAGUUGUUUCCCUUGGAAUAGUCAACAACGUCAAUAAGUUCAAGGACGGUUAUACUUCGAUGACCAUGGAUACACAGGAGGGUUUGUUAUAUCAGUAUCAAGGCCAGAAAGACGAAAGCAAACCCCUUGUUAUGGACACCUCUGCUAGACGUUUCGCGUCGGAUUUAAUCGAAAGAGUUGCUGAAGCGUGGAACGAUGAAAAGUGAAAUAACAAUACUCUCCAACAAUAGAGAGAACAAAUAAUACAGUGUAACGUAUUUAGUCCACGAUUUGUUAAUGCGGACAUUUCUUAAUACGGACAACUUCAUUCAGAACGCUGUCGUUCGGAUUAAUGGAGUUCAAUUUUUCAAAAUACAUUGUUGUUCUCAA